Talaromyces stipitatus ATCC 10500 is the source of this 993-nucleotide messenger RNA. Its product is annotated as sorbitol/xylulose reductase Sou1-like, putative. Bases 1 to 927 code for a protein of 308 amino acids. Lineage: Eukaryota; Fungi; Ascomycota; Eurotiomycetes; Eurotiales; Trichocomaceae. The record is from RefSeq and is a predicted model, not a curated record. The transcript has 2 exons. Gene Ontology annotation, molecular function: oxidoreductase activity, acting on NAD(P)H, oxygen as acceptor. Gene Ontology annotation, cellular component: intracellular anatomical structure.
AUGACGAUUGCAUUUGGACUCUUUAACUGGGUAGAGAGCAAGGGCGGGGUUGUGUGCCAUGAACACAAUCAACAACACAUUACAUCUCCAUUCAUCUUUCUACUCUCUUCUCAGCAGAACAUAAAAAUGCCCGUCACCGUCCCCACCGCCGACUCCCUCAAGGACCUCUUCAGCCUCAAAGGCAAGGUCAUCGUGAUCACCGGCGCCUCCGGCCCCCGCGGCAUGGGCAUCGAAUCAGCCCGCGGUUGCGCCGAAAUGGGCGCCAACGUCGCCAUCACCUAUGCCUCACGACCCGAAGGCGGCGAAAAGAACGCCCGCGAACUCGCCGAGAAAUACGGCAUCAAAGCCAAGGCCUACAAAUGCAACGUCGGAAAAUGGGAGGACGUGCAAAAGCUCGUCCAGGACGUGAUUCAAGAAUUCGGCCACAUUGACGGAUUCGUCGCCAACGCUGGCCGAACCGCUGAUAAGGGUAUCCUCGAUGGCUCCGUCAAGGACUGGGAAGAAGUUAUCCAGACCGAUUUGACGGGUACAUUCCACUGCGCCAAAGCCGUGGGCCCCCAUUUCAAACAACGCGGCAAGGGAUCCUUUGUGAUCACGGCCAGUAUGUCAGGUCACAUUGCCAAUUUCCCGCAGGAACAGACCUCAUACAACGUCGCCAAGGCCGGAUGUAUUCAUUUCGCCCGGUCGUUGGCUAAUGAAUGGCGCGAUUUUGCGCGCGUCAAUUCUAUCUCGCCCGGCUAUAUUGAUACCGGUCUCUCGGACUUUGUGCCUCAGGAGACGCAGGAUUUGUGGAAUUCUAUGAUCCCCUUGGGACGAAAUGGGAAUGCGAAGGAGUUGAAGGGUGCGUAUGUGUAUUUGCUCAGUGAUGCCAGUACCUAUACCACGGGACACGACCUUGUCAUUGACGGUGGAUACACCGUGCGAUAAAUGUUUAUCUGUGUAUGCAUGCAAUGAGAAUCAAUCUUAAUGAAGUCUUUAUGAUCGUCAGCCUGA